Molecule: messenger RNA, 1291 nt
Organism: Populus nigra (black poplar)
Lineage: Eukaryota; Viridiplantae; Streptophyta; Magnoliopsida; Malpighiales; Salicaceae
Product: malate dehydrogenase, glyoxysomal-like
Exons: 9
Coding region: 114-1184 (356 amino acids)
Biological process (GO): malate metabolic process; tricarboxylic acid cycle
Cellular component (GO): chloroplast; cytoplasm
Molecular function (GO): L-malate dehydrogenase (NAD+) activity
Source: RefSeq, a predicted model, not a curated record
CCAAAAAUUAAUUUAUUGGAGUUAUAAAUCCAUUCAUUGAUCAUAUAGGUAGUGUGUCCUGUGACGCCAAAACAACUCCUGACCUCCCAGUCUUGCAAAACACGCUGAUAGCUAUGGAGUCCAUCAGAGAGGCUAGCCAAAGGAUUGCAAGGAUAUCAGCUCAUCUCCAACCUCCAAAUUCCCAGACGGAGGAAAGCUGUGUUUUGAAGAGAGCUGAUUGCAGAGCGAAAGGAGGGGCACCAGGGUUCAAAGUCGCUAUCUUGGGUGCUGCUGGAGGAAUUGGCCAGCCUCUUGCGAUGCUUAUGAAGAUGAAUCCUUUGGUCUCUGUUCUUCAUCUUUAUGAUGUUGUCAAUACUCCUGGUGUCACUGCUGAUAUUGGUCACAUGGACACUGGCGCUGUGGUUCGGGGUUUCCUAGGGCAGCCGCAGCUUGAGAAUGCUCUUACAGGGAUGGACCUUGUGAUCAUACCUGCUGGCGUGCCAAGGAAGCCUGGAAUGACUAGAGAUGAUCUAUUCAACAUCAAUGCUGGGAUCGUCAGAACUCUUUGCGAAGGAAUUGCAAAGUGCUGCCCGAAUGCAAUUGUCAACUUGAUCAGUAAUCCGGUCAAUUCUACAGUUCCAAUUGCAGCAGAGGUUUUCAAGAAAGCUGGAACUUAUGAUCCAAAGCGACUUCUAGGAGUUACAAUGCUUGAUGUUGUGAGAGCAAACACAUUCGUGGCAGAAGUUCUGGGACUUCAUCCUAAGGAAGUUGAUGUUCCAGUUGUUGGAGGCCAUGCUGGAGUCACAAUUUUGCCUCUUCUGUCACAGGUUAAGCCUCCUUCCUCCUUCACCCCUGAAGAAACUGAAUACCUGACCAAACGAAUUCAAGAUGGUGGAACAGAGGUUGUUCAGGCGAAAGCUGGGGCUGGCUCUGCAACACUGUCAAUGGCGUAUGCAGCUGUUAAAUUUGCAGAUGCCUGCCUUCGUGGCUUGAGGGGAGAUGCUGGUGUUGUCGAAUGUGCAUUUGUAGCUUCUGAGGUGACAGAACUCCCAUUCUUCGCAACCAAGGUACGACUUGGCCGCAGAGGAGCCGAGGAAGUCUAUCAACUUGGUCCCCUAAACGAAUAUGAGAGGGUGGGGUUGGAAAGGGCUAAAAAAGAGUUGGCAGAGAGCAUUCAGAAGGGGGUUUCCUUCAUCAGGAAAUAGUUUCAAUCCAAGUAAAGCAAAUUACGCAGAGUUAAAUUAGUUUCUUGUAUCCGGACCAGUUGGAAAUCAACUCUACUGAAAAAUGAUAUUAGCCGAUACGAAACCCA